Guyanagaster necrorhizus is the source of this 905-nucleotide messenger RNA. Its product is annotated as Phosphoenolpyruvate/pyruvate domain-containing protein. Gene Ontology annotation, cellular component: cytoplasm. The coding region runs from base 1 to 798 and encodes 265 amino acids. Lineage: Eukaryota; Fungi; Basidiomycota; Agaricomycetes; Agaricales; Physalacriaceae. The transcript has 9 exons. Gene Ontology annotation, molecular function: aldehyde-lyase activity. The record is from RefSeq and is a predicted model, not a curated record.
AUGCCUCUCAAUAUCCCCCUUCGCAAGAAACUCUCCGCUGGAGAACCAGCCGCAGGUGCUUGGUUGACUCUUCCAAGCACGGCCAUUGCACGCACCAUAGCAAAUACGAAGAAUGUGUCAUGGGUCCUGAUUGACGGAGAACAUGGACUGAUCGAUGAGAGCCAUUUCUAUGAUCUCACAAAUGCUAUUGCAUCUAGCGGCGCAUCACCUUUGAUCCGCGUGCCAGCUGAAGAGGCUUGGUUGAUCAAGCGCGCGCUCGAUUCCGGUGCUCAUGGGUUAAUGGUUCCCAUGGCAAAUAGCACUGAAAUAGUUCGCAAGGUGGUUCAAGCAACCAAGUAUCCUCCCCAUGGCAUCCGCGGUAUAGGUCCCAUGUUCACACACGCAACUGGCCAACUAGGUGGAUCCUACAAGGAAAGUGCGAACGAGGAUCUUGUUAUUGCUGUCCAGAUUGAGCAUCCUAAUGCCGUGAAGGAAAUUGAAGACAUCGUCAAAGAAGAUAUUGAUGUCGCGUUUAUUGGUCCAUUUGACUUGGCUGUGUCCAUGGGCGUCGAAUUUGGUGGCGUCGAGCAUGAAGCCGCCAUCUCCAAGAUCCUUGAAGCAUGCAAGAAGGCGGGAAAAUCUGCUGCUAUCUUCUGUUUAACCGGAGAGCAAGCUGAGAAACGUUUCUCCCAAGGCUUCGACAUGGUCAGCGUCACGACUGAUAUAGAUACGAUCACAGACGGCUUCGCUGCUGCAUUGCAUGCUGCCACAGGACAGAACAACGCUUUCGCGGCCGCUGGCUCUGGGUAUAACUUGUAGAGUAGAUACUUAGACUCAACUCAGUGCUAGGGGCAAGGGGGUCCAUGUGCUGCGGCUGGCAAUGAUAUUCAUAAUUCAUAAGCCUCGUUCUUGACUGCCAGCCACCU